CAGCAACAGAGAAACCAAGACCUAGCAAAUCAACUCAAGAUGGCGUCCUCGUCGGCGCUGCUGGUUGCGGCGGUGUUGGCCGUGGUCGUGUGCGGCGCGCACGGCAUCGCCAAGGUUCCCUGUGGCCCCAACAUCACGGCGACCUACGUCAGCGAGUGGAAAGAUGCCAAGACGACGUGGUACGGCAAGCCGACGGGCGCCGGGCCCAAGGACAACGGCGGCGCCUGCGGGUACAAGGAGGUGGACAAGGCCCCCUUCUUCGGCAUGACCUCCUGCGGCAACGUCCCCAUCUUCAAGGACGGCCGCGGCUGCGGCUCCUGCUUCGAGCUCAAGUGCACCAAGCCCGAGGCCUGCUCCGGCGAGCCCACCAUCGUCACCAUCACCGACAAGAACGAGGAGCCCAUCGCGGCGUACCACUUCGACCUGUCCGGCCAUGCCUUCGGCACCAUGGCCAAGAAGGGCCAGGAGCAGAAGCUGCGCGACGCCGGCGAGGUGGAGAUCAAGUUCCGCCGCGUCAAGUGCAAGUACCCGGAGGGCACCAAGGUGAACUUCCACGUGGAGAAGGGCUCCAGCCCCAACUACCUCGCCCUGGUGAUCAAGUUCCUCCAGGGCGACGGCGACGUGGUGGCCGUGGACAUCAAGCCCAAGGGCAAGGACAAGUGGAUCGAGCUCAAGGAGUCGUGGGGAGCCGUUUGGAGGAUCGACACACCUGACAAGCUCAUCGGCCCAUUCUCCGUCCGCUACACCACCGAGGGCGGCACCAAGACCGUCGCCGAGGACGUCAUCCCCGAGGGCUGGAAGCCCGACACCUCCUACGAGACCAAGUGAAGUCAAGAACAAGAUGCAUGACUCUUCUCUUCCGGCCACCUUAAUUCAUUCAUUCAUUUUGGCUCAAGAAGAAGAAGAAGAAACCAGCUAGACGCACAUAUCAUAUAGGAGUCCUGCAUCUGCAUGCAUGACGAAGGUCAUUCGUGCUGUCUGUAUAGGGAGAGGGUCAUUCAUGCAUGGACACCUAAUACUUUGAGGUCCCUAACGAAGGAGGCAACCACCCAAGGAUUUGUUUGCUCUCCCGCGCGCCCACUCUCUCUAUUGGCCCCCAUUUUUUUAUGCAUCUAAAUCUGCUCAUAACAGAUUUCGUUAGAUGUUUUAAACAUUAAUGAGGUCCUUUGUUCAAGAGUAAUACAUUAUUUAGACCUCACAAUUUCAGUUACAGACUAAUCUAGUGCUCUAGCAUGGCCUUUUGGAAUAAUAUAAUGGUUGUUCGAUUUUGUUUUCUUCUCCCAGAGCACCACGAAUGUCAUUUCUUUACCAAAAUUUGCACAUGGGGUAGAACACUUGACCAUAUAUACUCGAAAUAUU
Messenger RNA from Hordeum vulgare subsp. vulgare (domesticated barley), 1359 nucleotides. RefSeq names its product major pollen allergen Hol l 1-like. The transcript has a single exon. NCBI's taxonomy places the organism in Eukaryota, Viridiplantae, Streptophyta, Magnoliopsida, Poales, Poaceae. The coding region runs from base 40 to 828 and encodes 262 amino acids. Gene Ontology annotation, cellular component: extracellular region. Gene Ontology annotation, biological process: sexual reproduction. The record is from RefSeq and is a predicted model, not a curated record.